AUGGCGCAAGUUGACGAUACGUUACAGAUGAUCAAUAGAAGAUUUGAUGCUAGUGAUGAGCAUACCAAGGAAUUGAGAGGUGAUUUAGCUAAUAUUGGGAAAAAGUUGGAUGUACAUGUGGUCUCCAUUAAGCAUCUUGAGUUACAAAUGGGCCAACUACUAAGAAGAGAUGAGAAAAGACGAACUAGUAGGGAAUUGGUGGACAAAACAACGAAAGAAGUAGAGGUACCCCAGAAAGUGAACCCUAUUCCUAGACAUCAACCACCAUUCCCUCAAGGAUUGGGGAAGAAGACUGAGGAUAAAAAAUACCGCUGUUUUAUCACUAUGUUGAAACAACUUUCCAUCAAUAACCCUUCGAAAGAAGCUUUGGAACAAAUUCCCGAUUAUGCUAAGUUCAUGAUGGAUAUGGUUACAAAGAAGAGAUCGGUAAGUUUUGAGGAUAAUGACCGAAUGCAACAUUGUAGUGCUAUUGCUACAAGAUCUCUUGUGCAUAAGAAGGAAGAUCCAGGCGCUUUGACUAUUCCAUGUAAUAUCGGAUUAUUACACUUUGCCAAAGCACUAUGUGAUCUAGGCGCUAGCAUAAACUUCGUGCCUCUUUCCAAUUCUAGGAAAUUGGGUUUGGGUGACACAAAGCCCACUGCAAUUCGCUUACUGAAGGUCGAUCGAACAGUAAUAAGGCCCAUCAGGAUACUCCAUGAUAUGCUCAUGAAAGUGGAUUCAUUUAUAUUUCCAUCCGAUUUUAUGAUUCUUCACUGUGAGGUGAACUUUGUGGUCUCUAUUAUUCUUGGGAGGCCGUUCCUUACCAAUUGUCGUGCCUUAAUUGAUAUGGAGAAAGAGUAG
Molecule: messenger RNA, 840 nt
Organism: Solanum pennellii
Lineage: Eukaryota; Viridiplantae; Streptophyta; Magnoliopsida; Solanales; Solanaceae
Exons: 2
Coding region: 1-840 (279 amino acids)
Source: RefSeq, a predicted model, not a curated record